CCCUCAAUCAUGCCGUAACGUCAAAACAUGAAGAUAGUGGAUAUAUUGAGUAUUGUACAUUGGAAAACUAAGAAUUGAAUAGUUGGUCGGCAUAGUUACAGAUGGCAAAUACAUACAACGUGUUUGAAAUUGUACUCCACAACUACUAGAUUGCCUUAACCUCACUCCAGUCUUGCUGCUAAUUGUUGUAGGUUGCUGUUAUCAUUUAACAUUUCUGUACACACGUUAUUCUUCACGUUCCCUCAGCGCACUACGUACUCUCAGGGUAGGAGCAAACCGCCACGUGUUUGUAUCUCAUAAAAAGAUAUACUUCUGGAGCUAUUUUAACGAUCCGACUGAGUUGAACAUUAUACAUUCAAUGGCUGAAUCGUUAGCUCAAGCUGGAUUAUAUAUUGACGAUUUUUAUAAACUUCGAAUAGUUGAUCCUAGAGUCGCACAAGAAACAAACGAACUUAAGGAAGAAUGUGAAAAGUAUCUUUCAAAAAUGAACGACUUUAAGGUGAUUAUUGGAGAACUUUUCAACCUGAUCAGCUCUGUAGCUGAAAAAGUUGAAUCACAAAAGCUAAAAGCGAUUGGUUCAAGAAACCUACUUACCUCUAUGGAAAAGCAAAGAGACUUACAACAAAAACACUUGGAAUCCCAGAUAUUGGCCAAAAAGAAAGAUAUAGAUAGAUUGAAUAUUCAAUUACAAUCAUUACAAAAAGAAGAAGCUGAACAAACAGAGUUUAUUGAACGUUUUCUUAUGGGUCGUUAAAUUGUUCUUGAAAUUGUAUUGGUAUUGUAUAGUAUCUUUUAAAAAAUAAUAAUAAAUUUUAUGUACAAA
Molecule: messenger RNA, 823 nt
Organism: Schistosoma haematobium
Lineage: Eukaryota; Metazoa; Platyhelminthes; Trematoda; Strigeidida; Schistosomatidae
Product: Intraflagellar transport protein 20
Exons: 6
Coding region: 359-754 (131 amino acids)
Biological process (GO): protein localization to cilium; centrosome localization; intraciliary transport
Cellular component (GO): centrosome; intraciliary transport particle B; Golgi apparatus
Source: RefSeq, a predicted model, not a curated record